AUGUUCUGUGAUUCAUUUUCCUCAGGGAGAGCUGGGGGGCGUUUGCCUGGGGACGCUGAUUUGGGUGCUGUUUCAGCCAGCCCCCUCUCUCCUUCCCAGCACGACGAGAUAGAGCUGUUGGGCCAGGAUGGCCACAUCUACAGGGGCCAGCGGGGCGAGCAGCUGCCUGUGCUCGUGGGCAAGGAGGGGCCAAGCCCAAGCUGUCCCCGAGGCAGUGGGACACCAGGGACACCGGCCGCCUGCUCUCCCGGGCCCAGAGUGCUGGGUCCUCACUUAGCCAGCCAGGCACCUCCACCUCACCAGAGACCAGCCCAGCCUCAUCCCACGGCCACUCCGCCCAGGAAUGGGAGCUCCUCCAGCCCUUGGACAGAUCCAGCACCCCGGAAGCCAGGCAGGACUGGGGGGCCCCGACUGAACCCCCACCACAUCGUCCACCAAGCAGGCGAGGAAGCAUCUCUGGCCAGCAUCAAUAAAGGGCGAUGGGCAGCCAAGCACCUGCGUGGCCUGAGUGGGGUGGCCCUGGGCCGGGAUCUUCCCAUCAUGCAUAAGGAGGGGUCGCAGCAUCCCUUGUCCUGCAGCCACAGGAGGCCAGAGGAGCUGAAACCAGCCCCUGUCCAACCCCCAUCCCGGCGUCUGUGCCAGCCCCGUGCUGCCACACUCCCCCUGACAUCCCCUGGCCUCCAUGACCCCCUUUUUGGCUCUGAUGGCCCCUGGCACGGAGCUCGUGGACCCCAAAAGGGUCUGGGGGAGCCCACACUAAAGCAGGAGGAGGAUUACGCUCCAUUGCUGCUGAAGGUGGUGGGAGAUGUAGGGACUGUGGUUGGAGAUGGGGACCGCAGUGGGAAGGGUGGCAGCAGGACAUGGCUUCACGCCAAAAGCCAAUCCCACCCCAAGCCCGCUGGUUUGCUAUUGCUUAUCCUGCGGGAUGAGCAUCACUGAGCAGGAUUCCUUAUCUGCUCAUGGAUUGUCACCCCCUUGUCCCCUUCCACUGCUGCCAUUGAUGGAAAGAGGAAGGCACUGACCCCACUGCUGCCGGGCUCGGGGCAGCUGAUGAUUCCCACCUCCGGAGUGAAGCACCAUAACCCCACCAGCCAUGGGGACACACAUCCCCUCCUUUCUCUCAUGCCACCCCUAUUGCUUGGGGCUACUUUUCCCCAGCCCCUUUCUGCCACCCCUCACCAUCAGAUGGGAGAAAGGCCCAUGGCAUGCUGAGACCUGGCAUAAGUCAUGUCACAGAUGGAGAGGUACCGGGCAGGGAAACUGCAGUCCCUGGAAGCAACAUGGUGGGGGGACCUGGGGGUGUCACAGCACAAAGUGUAAAGUGCCGGGGACAGCCCCAACUCCCCCGGGCACACACGCAGUGACAUGGAGGGGGGGGGGACAGACACCAAGCGGGUGGCACCGCUCGGGUGAGUGGGAGGGUGGGAAACCCUGAGGGGAACCCCAGAGUCAGCCUGGGGGGACCCAGGCACCUGGGGAGCAUCCCCUCACCCCGCCAUGGUGUGUGCUGGGGGCUGCUCUGUGGAAAAACUGCUCCCCUACCUCUCCCUAAAUUCAGGCGAGGAAGCACCCAAAGCUCCCCCCAACAAUGGCAGACCCCAUCCCUGCCCACCUCACUGCAGGCUCCAGGCACCUGAGCU
Athene cunicularia (burrowing owl) is the source of this 1640-nucleotide messenger RNA. Its product is annotated as translation initiation factor IF-2-like. The coding region runs from base 1 to 939 and encodes 312 amino acids. The transcript has 3 exons. The record is from RefSeq and is a predicted model, not a curated record. NCBI's taxonomy places the organism in Eukaryota, Metazoa, Chordata, Aves, Strigiformes, Strigidae.